CGCUCUGACACGAGCCGCAGUGCGUCGAAUGCGAGAUUUUGCAGAAGUAUGACAUGACGUAACGAAUAAAGUCGAUUGAACCUCAUGGUCAACCAAGUGACUAGCGCAGGAAGAAUGUAUCCACUUGUUGUUGCUUCCCUGUGGCUGCGCCGCCAAAGCAGCUACGGCCCGAACGCCGUAACAAUGGCCACUCUAUGUUUCGAAGAGCAUGCUAGAUCAUCUCUACUCGCCACUGCUCGGGUGAUUCAUGACGAACCAGUCUGCAGUUUGAGUUUCCUCUGAGUUCGAGCCAGGUCCAGAGGUCGAUCCUCUUUUAGAAUUAAGUGCUGCAAUGACGACAUACGUGAAAGGAGCAUCCCAGGUCAGCUUGGCACUUCAAGUGCUGAUGGGCCUUGCCUUCAUAUGGUGGUGGAUGUUCUGGUUCCUUCAGCCCAUUCAGACCGCAAGGAACUGGCUGCGGAAGGCAGACGAGCACAUCUCGCAGGACUUUCUUGGAACAAGAGGUUCCACAUGGAUUCUGCAAGUCUUGCCCUUCAUGGUCAUCGCUUUCCUCAGCUACUUUGCCAUAGUACUCAAGAAUAGAAUCAAACCUUCAGCAAGGAAUGUGUCGGCAGAUCAGAAGCCAAAAGUCAGUAUCUGGUCUCAACCCAUCAUCUUGAAAAGCCCGCUGGGGAUGCUCACACUUGCGGACAUCGUGUUCCUCCUAGUCAACGUCUUUGUCAUAGCGUUCUACUUCAUAAAAAUGUCAGUGGACAGAAGUAAGACUAUUGACAACGCAAAACCCAAAAAGGGAGAUCACAGCAAGGGUGCGCAGAAAUUGGAGAACAUUGGAGUGUACCUGGGCAAGGCGGCGCUGAUUCCAUUCGCUCUUCUGUGGAUUCCAGUUUCAAGAGGAUCGCCAUUUCUGCGCGUUACCGGUGUUCCCUUCGAGCGUGCUGUCAAAUACCAUACCUGGCUGGGCCUGAUGUGCGUUUGGAUCCUCGUUGCUCACGGACUAGUAUUCUUUGCGUACUUCCCCUCGAUCCACCAUACGUCUGAGCUGUGGAGAUGGCAACACAAGGGAAUUGCUUUCUUUCCGGGAAUCAUCGCACUUGCGGCGGGGCUGGUGAUGCUGGUUACCGCUCUGGAGAAAGUCCGCAGAAACCAUUUCAACUUAUUUUUCCUCACGCACCACCUUUACUUGGUCUUUCUCCUUUUCUUCCUGUUCCACUGCGUCUCUCAGAUGGUCUACGUCGUCACUCCUAUCUUGCUCUUCUUCCUGGAUCGAUUUAUCCGCCUGGUGCAGUCCCGAAAACCUGUCGACAUUUUGUCCACUAAAGUUCUCCCAUCCGGUGCCAUCGAGCUUAAAUUUGCCAAGCCAGGAAAUCUGGAAUACAAUGCCUUGAGUUUCAUGUACGUACUAGCGCCGAGCAUUUCCAAAUUUGAAUGGCACCCAUUCAGCGUCGCAUCCAGCCCUCUGGACGGAACCAACCAGAUCUGUAUAUACAUCAAGCCCCUGGGAACGUACACCAAAGAUGUCCACGAUGCUCUCAUAGACACCAAGCAUCACAAGGAGGCCGGAAAGCUGAAAUGUCCCUUCGGAUUCAAGCUCCAAUUGGAAGGACCAUACGGCGACGAGUCCAAUUUUUAUCUCCAGUACAAUUCCCUGAUUCUCGUAGCAGGAGGCAUCGGUGUAACCCCAUUCCUUGCUAUCCUUAAAGAUGUCCUCCACCGGCACAAGCUGCAGCAGGAGAACCUCCCGACCUCCAUCCACCUCAUCUUCUGUGUGCGUAAUCAGAAGGAUCUGUGUCUUCUGGACACAAUAAAUCCCAGUGAAAUUCUUCCCAAUUACGAGGACCUUGUACAGAUCAGAAUUCACGCAUUUGUGACCUCGAAAGUGGAUCUCAUCAAAGAUGAAGAGCUCAGUUCCUCCGAAGCCAUUGUACCGUACCAGCACUACAACUACACCUACAUGAACGAGCCUUCUAAGCAGUACACAGGGCCACCACUAGCAGCAGUAAGAGAGAUGUCUAUUUUGGCCGGCGCCGGGGACAACAAAUGGGUCGCAGCCACAUUCUUUGCAACCAUGAUUGGAUACAUUGUGAUUUUCGGAAUCAUCAACGUCACCGGUUCAUAUGCCAAGCUAACGAACUACAACAGGGCACUGCUUUAUUGCGUCGUACUGUUUCUGUCGGUGGUUGGUUGCGGAGGUCCAGUGUUAAUGUUGUGGGCUCAUUUUCAGAGGAAGCAAACUCCUCGGUUAAAAGCUCAGGUCCUGGCCAACUCCCUACCGCCUUCUCCUGAUAAACAUUCGAAGUCAAGCGAGGGUGACAUCGAGCUUAGAGCAUCCGAGCAUACUUCAUGGGAAGGAGAGGUGUCUUUGGGCAAGAGGCCUGAUUGGAAAGUAUUAUUCGCUGAUAUGGCGAGACAGUACGAGGGGAAGAAUGUGGGUGUGCUGGUUUCCGGUGCGUCCAAGAUGCAGGAAGAUGUUGCAACCGAGUGCAAGAAUCAUACAAACUCGAACAAUUCGAAUGUGGCAUUCCAUUACCAUUCUGUCAGCUUUGAGCUGUGACGGGUCAGGAUCAACGGGGUGAACGAUUUUGUUAGUGUAAAUCCGAUAAGAUAUAGCUAGAAUAUACGUAAGUUACAUCUCACUGAUGCCUGAGGUCCUUUGGCCAGGUUGAUAGUAGAUCAAAGAAGGACGUCUACACUUAGCUACAGAUAGGGCUAGUAGUGAGUCGACACAAAGUACAGAGCAACAAGUGACCAGAAUAUGUUGGGUAUCUGUUCACAAAAAAUGCCAUUGUAUCUUAUGACAGUGAGACCUACAGUAUUGAAAUAUGAAAAAACCGUCGGUUUCACAUGAAUGUGAUGUAUGAGUAGUCUGAUUAAUAAGCUCCCACAUGCUAUGUGCCUUGGCAGCACACUGAAGCGAUUUGUGGUUUCUUGGACUUGAAGUCAUGAACAAAAUGCCGAGCUGGAUUCGCACUACGCAUGAUAAAAUCAAGAUAUCC
Messenger RNA from Marchantia polymorpha subsp. ruderalis, 2993 nucleotides. NCBI's taxonomy places the organism in Eukaryota, Viridiplantae, Streptophyta, Marchantiopsida, Marchantiales, Marchantiaceae. The record is from the annotation of a GenBank genome assembly.